AUGUCUGAAGAACAAUCAAAAAAGGAGAUCCUGGAGCAAGUGGAAUUUUACUUUUCCGACUCCAACCUACCAAAGGACAGAUUUUUAUACACUACAGCGCAGGCCAACGAAGGAUGGGUGUCCAUCUCCGUACUGGCCAACUUUACCAGAAUGAGAAAGUUCAGACCCAUCGAGCUGAUCGUUGAGGCUCUGAGAGAGUCUGAAAACCUUCUAGAGGUCAGUGAGAAUGGAGAAAUGGUUCGCAGAAAGGUACCAUUGCCAUCAAGAGAGGAACAGAUCAAGAUUGCCCAAAGAAGCGUUGUUGUGGAAGAUGUCCCAGAAGACGCAACUUUGGAACAGUUACAGGAAUUUUUCAAAAAGUAUGGAAAGACCAAUCAGGUCAGAAUGAAGCGAAACCGUAAGACCAAGGAAUUUUUUGGAAAGGUUAUUGUGGAAUUUUCAUCCGUUGAAGAACAGAAAGCAUUCUUAGAGGCCGAGCCGAAGCCAACUUUCAACGAGAAAGAAUUAAAGAUCACUUCAAAGGUCGCCUACGACGAAUCCCGUGAAUCAAAGAGAACCGCUGGUUUCAACGGUAGGGACAAAUCCAAGGGAAAGAAGAGAGUUAACCAAGACGACGAUGAAUCCAACAAGAGAGUUAAGGACGAUAAAGAAGUGGAAGCCGACAAGGAAACCGCAGACGAUGCUGCAAAAGAGGCCGGAGAGGAUACAGCUACAGAACCAGAAAAGACUGAGGUCCCAGAGGAAAACAAAGAAGAAUCAAAAUAG
Molecule: messenger RNA, 765 nt
Organism: Komagataella phaffii GS115
Lineage: Eukaryota; Fungi; Ascomycota; Pichiomycetes; Pichiales; Pichiaceae
Exons: 1
Coding region: 1-765 (254 amino acids)
Biological process (GO): RNA processing
Cellular component (GO): nucleus
Molecular function (GO): mRNA binding
Source: RefSeq, a predicted model, not a curated record